Molecule: messenger RNA, 2871 nt
Organism: Acanthopagrus latus (yellowfin seabream)
Lineage: Eukaryota; Metazoa; Chordata; Actinopteri; Spariformes; Sparidae
Gene: inaa
Product: internexin neuronal intermediate filament protein, alpha a
Exons: 5
Coding region: 440-1810 (456 amino acids)
Biological process (GO): intermediate filament organization
Cellular component (GO): postsynaptic intermediate filament cytoskeleton; intermediate filament; cytoplasm
Molecular function (GO): structural constituent of postsynaptic intermediate filament cytoskeleton
Source: RefSeq, a predicted model, not a curated record
UGAUAAUUUUAAGGUUAAUUAGCCGUUAACUAUGCUAUCAAUUAAGUAUUUUUUGGCAGUGUACGCUGGAGUUUCGUUAUGUGAUGACAGACAGCACAGACAAAUGUUUCCUUCGAUCUGUUUCUGAAUCCAAAUCACAUUCCGUGCUGAGGGUAAUAGAAACGGUUUAUAUUUCAGUUUGGUGGAUGUGAUACAUGAGAAUCUGGGUAUACGCUUCCACAUGCCACUGACAAUAUAGAGCCCACUGUACAGCUGCUGUCCCUGCUGGUGUGACAAGUGAAACGCAUGACGCGUACACAGGGUGCUGCUGCGCCUCAGUGGACCGUUCCAUCAUUGUACCGCCGUGCGUAAAAUGGUUCGCUCCACCUGUAGCCUACAGUCUAUAAGCUCUGGCAAAGCUCUUUAAGUCUGUCAGUGUUACCUCUGACUCGGGGCAAAGAUGAGUCACGGAGACCGAUACACCUCGUCAUCCUACCGGAGGAUUUUCGGGGACUCUCCGAGGUUUUCCGCCUCCUCUUCCCGCAUGAGUAACCCCUCUCCGCGGGGCUCCCCGGUGCUCAGGUCCAUGUCCGUGUCCCGCAACAGCGCGUCCUCCCUCAACAUGUACAGGCGGGUUCGCGGGUCCACCACCACGUUCUCUCUGGUGCCCACGGACUCCCUGGACCUGUCCCAGACCUCCGUGGCCAACAAUGAACUCAAAGUCAUCAGAACCAACGAGAAGGAGCAGCUGCAGGGCCUGAAUGACCGCUUCGCCAUGUUCAUCGAUAAAGUGCGGAACCUGGAGCAGCAGAAUAAGGUGUUGGAGAUGGAGCUGGUGACGCUGCGGCAGAAGCAGAGCGAGCCGUCCCGCAUCUCCCAUCUCUACCAGCAGGAGAUGAGGGACCUGAGGUCACAGCUGGAGGAGCUGAACAGGGACAAGAACCGCAUCCUGCUGGAGAGGAACAACAUGGAGGACGAGCUGCAGAAGCUCAGUGUGAGGUACGAUGAGGAAGCAAGGGCGCGGGAGGAAGCUGAGCAGACCUUGAGGUCCUUCAGGAAGGAUGUGGAUGAUGCCACGGCAGUUCGCCUGGACCUGGAGCGCCGCAUGGAGUCGCUGAUGGACGAAAUCUCCUUCCUGAGGAAAGUGCACGAUGAAGAAAUGCAGGAGCUGAGCAGCAUGAUGGAGGCACAGCAGGUGUCCGUGGAGCUCGAGCUCGCCAAACCUGACCUCACCUCGGCUUUGAAGGAGAUCCGUAACCAGUACGAGUCCAUCGCUUCCAAAAACCUGCAGUCUGCCGAGGAGUGGUACAAGGGCAAGUUUGCCAGCCUCAGCGAGCAGGCCACCAGGAGCAACGAGGCCAUGAGGGCCAGCAGGGAGGAGAUCAGUGAGUUCAGGAGGCAGCUGCAGUCCAAGACCAUUGAGAUAGAGACCCUGAGGGGCGCCAAUGAGUCCCUGGAGAGGCAGAUUGCUGAGAUGGAGGAUGCUCACAACGCUGAAGUCACAGCCAUGCAGGACACCAUUGCCCACCUGGAUACUGAGCUGAGGAACCUGAAGGGUGAGAUGGCCCAGCACCUGAGAGAGUACCAGGACCUGCUCAAUGUCAAGAUGGCCCUGGACAUUGAGAUAGCCGCCUACAGGAAACUGCUAGAGGGGGAGGAGACUCACUUUAACUCAGGGAUGUCGUUUGGUGCUGCUGGCUACAGCUACCAGCCUCGAGCCUCCAGCGGCUCCUCCAAGAGCAGCCAGAGGGACAAGGACGGGUCCUCGAAGGAAAGCUUCAAGGAGAGCAGAGAGGAUAAAGAUGAGGCAGACAUCAACUCCAACAACUGAAGAAAGACAGACAGAGAAAUCUGGAAGGAGAGAGUAGAGAUAUACUGUGUGUGUAUAGUGAGUUCAUAGUCAUAUACUGUAUUUGUCAAGGGCAACACUAAGUCAAAUGUUUUUUGGAAUUGGAGCUGAAACUCAAUAUUUUUGAUUAAUUAUCUUAUUGUUGACUAACUAUUCUGAAAAACACAAAAUGUUAUGUUUUUCCUGCCAUUUCAGUAUUCAGGUGAUCAGUGGAUCAGUUGUAAAUCUCCAUCACAAGAAACAAAUAACUAAUCUCAAGAUCUGGAGAAAAAUAUGUACGGUACUUUUCCAGAGGAGAUGAACAUGUUGCAAACAUUGAACCAAAGUAAAGUCACCAAGUUUUGAAUGUUCUGAGGAUUCAUUUCCAUUUUGCUGCUUUGUGAAAUUGCACUGAAACCUGUGUGACAGGUGAGCACAAAUCACUACUGAGACAGACAACCUUUAAGUCUGUUGCUGCUGCAGCAUACUGUCAAUCAACUUGUGCUAUGAAGUAAAUAAAGAUGUCAUGAACUGGAUCAGUUGUCAAGCACCUGAGACAUAAAGCCCCAGCUGGAAGUUCUGUAAACUUCAAAGUCUCCUUAUUCUAAGAACAAAGUUCUCUAAUAUUUUACAUUUGCCUGCCAUUGUUGUUGGGUUUUCAAAAUUAAGAUUUCCAGAGCAUUUUAGAGAGAUUAUCGAGUCACCAAUUAACUUUAAAGCACUUUAGGCACAUAGGCACGUAUAGGCACGUAUGGAGGACGACACCACUGUGUUUUGUUAGGGACAUUACAAAGUGUAGAUGUUUCCCUGCUUGAAAACACAGACACAGUUCUUCUCUGUGUUGGGAAAAACCCUUUCGUUGGAGAGAGAGUAGACAGGACGGUGUGUUAACUUGAACACAAUACUUUAGCACUGAAUUCAAUGCAUCUGAUGCAUGUAGUCCACAUGUUAACAAAGAUCAUGUCACCCAGCUGCAGUGUCAAUGUAUACAGCUACUGGUCUGAAACAAAAACAGUUUUUUGUAGUCGUUCCAGUGUCACUGAAUAAAACGACCUGACAAACAA